CGUGCAUAAGGUGCCCUGUGAAUUCACACACACACGUGAACACAUGCCCACAUACGUCUCUCUUGAGACGCAGGAGUUCAAUUUGGCAGUGAAACCUGCCAUGAUCCGUGCAUGUCAUUUUUCGCACAAACGUGCUGUGCUGGGAGUUUCUCAGGCCUGACGUUUUGCUAGAAGGGCAAAUAUUUUGGCGUAUUUUCUGACUCCAUCCUACUCGAGCACAGAGCAGCUAUCGGCUUUCAGCAUCGAAUUGAUACGGUGAGAUCUCAUUAAAAGCAUCUAUAAGGGGUAUGAAGCUGGUUGCGGGGUUGGCGGUAUUAUGGCUGUGGGUGGCAGAAGCGGUGGAAAACUGCCCCAGCGUUUGUAAAUGCAGCCAAAAAUUUAGUUCGGAGAAGACUGAAGUCAAUUGUCAGAAGAGGGGACUUGAAAACAUCCCACCCAAACUCCCUCUGGACUCAUGGAUCCUGAAAAUGGGUGAGAAUUUACUACAAGACGUCCCAGCCAACAUUCUAACCUCCUCUCCAAAGAUCGAGAGCGUAAACUUGGAACGAAACUCAAUUAAGUCGAUAGACCCUCAAGCGUUUGCCGGUGCCCAACGACUGAAGCUUCUGAAUCUGCAAGGAAACCAGAUUUCCAAACUCCCAGUGAAGGGCUUUAAAGACCUCCUAAAUCUUCGUUUUCUCAUGCUGGGCCACAACCAGAUAGCUAGCCUAAAACCUAACAUGUUUAUCGGCAUGAGGAAUCUCUCAGAUCUUGAUCUUCCCCUGAACUCUCUCACUGCUCUCCCACCAAAUGCAUUCAAGCCUCUGAUCGCCUUAAAGGUUCUGGACUUAGCGCUGAAUCGUAUCCAGAGGAUCUCGCCAAAAGCCUUAGUUGGACUUGAAGAGCUGAUUUUUCUCAAUUUGGACAAUAACAAAUUGAAGAACAUCCAGGCUGGGACCUUUGGGCCUCUGACUGGCCUUGAGAUGCUGGUGCUGGACAACAAUCUGCUUUCCACGCUUGCUACAUCUACACUGGAAGGUCUUUCCAACCUGCGGGAGCUCUAUGUAAGAAAGAAUGAGAUCGAGAGUCUGCCAGCUGACGUCUUUCGUCACACGCCUAAACUUACUCAUGUGGGAUUGAGUGGGAAUCGGCUUCAUAGUAUUGAUGGCAACAUGCUAGCUAACAUGCAAGGAUUGAAGGAGGUGUAUCUGUUCGAUAACCCAUGGAAAUGUGACUGCAGUAUCAACUCGCUGGUCCAUUACAUAGCCCAGAUGAAGGCUAACCAUUCUCCUCUGCAAAGACUUCUGUGUGUUAGUCCAGAAGAGGUUCGCAACAGGCCAAUCCAUCAGCUAAAAUCUGACGAACUACACUGCAAGGCCUAGAAAUUCCUCACGUCUGAUAUGCCAUCACGAACGACCUCUAAACGUUUGGAGCGCUGUAUAAUAACAGUGUGAUAUUUGCUGGAACUGAAAGGUGAUACUUCACAUAACUUCAGACACAAUGACUUUGACAGGUUAAUGAUAGCCGUGCCGUUCUGUAGAUAAUCAUCAUUUUCAACCGCUACGCUAUUUUUAGACCACCUGGAGAGCCUCUCAACUAAACUAAACCUGGGUGCAUAUUUUAUGAAUUUGGCCACGAUUUAGCUUAUGAUCACUUAGUGUGACGAGUUAACUGAAUGUUUUUCAUUUUAAUCUGACAAUAGUUCUGCUGUCAUAAGAAAUAGUCUGUCAUAAUAAUAAUCUUGCAUAACUUUGUGCAUUGGUUACAUACUUUAUUUGAUAUAUAUUAUUAUGUACUUAAUGUAUACAAAGUGUGUCUUUUUAAUCGUUGCUUGCAUAGAAGACUAAAUGUAAGCUAAAUGUAAGCAUGUUUAUGUAUGUGACAAAUAACCAGAUGUCCAUUUGAACUGCUGUAUGAUGUUAGAUUUAGUUGCUGUCCUUUCGAAACAUCGGAUGUCCAAAUUCUCUGUUUUUCAGGAAAUGGAAAAAACACAGUCCUUUUUAAACUAUUAAACACUGUGUUGUCAAAGUUGACCAGCAUGUUUUAAUAAUUUUAAUUGGUUAGAUAUUUGCAAAACCCAGUGACGCACAUAAAGGGUGGCUUAUAAUAAUGAUUAAUGACAUAAAAUAAAAACCACGAAAUAUGGAGAUACGAUGUUUCAGAAGGACAGCAGCGGUUUUGUUUAAAGGGAUAGUUCACUUAACAAUAAAAAACCUGUUAUCAUUUAUUCAUCCUCAUGGGGUUCAUGACCUGUGUGUGACUCUUUCUUCUGUGGAACACAAAAGAAGAUAUUUUGAGAAAUGUUUGAGUGAUUUUGUGUUCAUACAGUGGAAGCAGUGGGGUUCAAUGUUGUUUGGUUAUCAACAUUCUUCGUAAUAUCUUCUUUUGUGUUCUGGAGAAGAGGGAAAGUCAUACAGGUUUGAAAUGACAUGAGGGUGAGUAAAUGAUGACAGAAUUUUCAUAUUUAAGUGAACUUUCCACUUUAAUGGCAUGUCAAAUGAAUAUUUAUCCGUAUAAUGCACAUAUACGGGAUAUAUCAAAUAAAUUUGUCUGCUCAUCGUCAAACUGCCCUUGUGCAAAUCAUUUUUGUUAGAGGCAGUGAAGCUUUGAAAUAGCGGUUAGAAAGUAGCGUCUGCUCAGAGAGCGACUACAUACUUUCACCACCACCUGAGACUGAAUUCCUCAUCGGAUUGUUACAGCUGAAUAAGCGUCCUUUCAAAUCAUCAUUCUGUCUCGAAAUUCCACCCAGGGCACUGAGCACCUCCAUCUCAAAAGCUGGAAAAGUGUUACAAACUAUGCGUUACAUUUCAUACUUAAUUCUAAAUGACAGUAUUUUCUUGAAUUAUGUAUCAGAUGUUUUAGGAUAAAGGUGAGUCCUAUACGAAGACGGCGAGGGCAGGACUAUUGCAUAUUUCUAUAAACAUUUA
Messenger RNA from Triplophysa rosa, 2906 nucleotides. RefSeq names its product leucine-rich repeat-containing protein 15. The coding region runs from base 288 to 1361 and encodes 357 amino acids. The record is from RefSeq and is a predicted model, not a curated record. Gene Ontology annotation, molecular function: protein binding. The transcript is spliced from 4 exons. Lineage: Eukaryota; Metazoa; Chordata; Actinopteri; Cypriniformes; Nemacheilidae.